Molecule: messenger RNA, 5710 nt
Organism: Pararge aegeria (speckled wood butterfly)
Lineage: Eukaryota; Metazoa; Arthropoda; Insecta; Lepidoptera; Nymphalidae
Gene: Khc
Product: kinesin heavy chain
Exons: 19
Coding region: 198-3098 (966 amino acids)
Biological process (GO): microtubule-based movement
Molecular function (GO): ATP binding; microtubule binding; microtubule motor activity
Source: RefSeq, a predicted model, not a curated record
UCAGCCAAUAAGACACCAAUUUCAGGUCUUUCUUCUCCAAAGAAUAUGGCCGACAUUUUGAUACCGCUGUCAUGAAGAUUUCCCAGUGACAAAUUCUAACUUUGUAGUUCUUCAUGCACGGUUUUAUGUUCCAAUAAAGUUUUAUUUUUUUUAAUUCCGUAGUCGGUGUUUAGUGUAAGCUACUGUUUUUUAUUAAUAUGGCAGCUGAUCGCGAAAUAGCUGCUGAAGACAGCAUUAGAGUCGUAUGCCGAUUUCGGCCACUCAAUGACUCUGAAGAAAAAGCUGGUUCCAAAUUCAUCGUGAAAUUCCCUUCAGGACCUGACGAUAAUUGCAUUUCCAUAGGGGGUAAAGUAUAUUUGUUUGACAAAGUCUUCAAACCCAAUGCAACCCAAGAAAAGGUUUAUAAUGAAGCAGCCAAAAGUAUUGUGUCAGAUGUACUUGCUGGCUAUAACGGAACCAUAUUUGCCUACGGACAGACUAGUUCGGGAAAAACACAUACUAUGGAGGGUGUCAUAGGGGAUCCAGGAAAACAGGGUAUUAUUCCACGAAUAGUCAGCGAUAUAUUCAACCACAUUUACGCAAUGGAAGAGAACCUUGAAUUUCAUAUUAAAGUGUCCUAUUUUGAAAUCUAUAUGGACAAAAUCAGGGACCUUCUAGAUGUUUCAAAGGUCAACCUCAGUGUUCAUGAAGACAAAAACAGAGUCCCAUUUGUAAAAGGUGCUACUGAAAGAUUUGUGUCAAGUCCAGAGGAAGUGUUUGAAGUUAUAGAGGAAGGAAAAUCAAAUAGGCAUAUUGCAGUAACAAAUAUGAAUGAACAUUCAUCCAGAUCUCAUUCUGUUUUUCUGAUAAAUGUUAAACAAGAAAAUUUAGAAAAUCAAAAAAAGUUAUCAGGAAAACUAUAUCUUGUGGACUUGGCUGGAUCUGAAAAGGUUUCUAAAACUGGUGCUGAAGGUACUGUGCUUGAUGAAGCCAAAAAUAUUAACAAGUCAUUAUCUGCCUUGGGUAAUGUAAUAUCUGCAUUAGCUGAUGGCAACAAAUCCCACAUCCCUUACAGGGAUUCCAAGCUGACCCGUAUCCUUCAAGAAUCACUUGGUGGUAACGCCAGGACAACAAUUGUUAUUUGUUGUUCUCCUGCUUCAUUUAACGAGAGUGAAACAAAGAGUACACUUGACUUUGGUAAAAGGGCAAAAACAGUCAAGAAUGUUGUAUGUGUCAAUGAAGAGCUCACAGCGGAAGAAUGGAAGCGUCGUUAUGAAAGGGAAAAGGAGAAGGUGGCUAGGUUAAAAGGAAAGGUUGAAAAACUUGAAGCAGAAGUCAAUCGUUGGCGAUCUGGAGAGACAGUACGCCCAGAGGAGCAAGUCAAUCUUGUCGAGAUUGAAGCUGUCACUCCUGUUACAUCUUUCAUUGAAGAGAAACCUCCAGUUGCGCCCGUACCAGUGGCUGUGUCGAGCGCGGUGGAAGACGCGGCCAUGCAAGGCAAGUUGGAGGCUCUGUACCAACAACUGGACGAUAAGGACGAGGAGAUCAACCAGCACUCUCAGCUAGUGGAAAAACUGAAAGAGCAAAUGAUGGAGCAAGAGGAACUCAUCGCGUGUACAAGACGCGACUAUGAGGCGUUGCAAGGCGACAUGAACCGUAUUCAGCAAGAAAACGAAGCCGCUAAGGAGGAAGUCAAAGAGGUUCUUCAGGCGCUUGAAGAGCUCGCUGUCAACUAUGACCAGAAAUCACAGGAGGUGGACAGCAAGAGCCGGGAAUGCGAUCAACUUUCUGAAGAGUUGCAGACUAAGCAGAGCGCUUUGACGACUGCAACUGGCGAACUGCAACAACUUCGAGACCUAUCCGCACACCAACGCAAACGUAUCGCUGAACUCCUGACCAACUUACUGCGAGACCUUGCCGAGAUCGGGGCAGCCGUGGGCGGUUCCGAGCUGGACUUCAAGCUUAACGUGGACACAGUUGGCAAACUAGAGGAAGAAUUCACGGUAGCCCGUUUGCACAUUAGCAAGAUGAAGAGCGAGGUCAAGAACAUCGUGCAGCGCUGCCAUUCGCUGGAAUCCGCUAACAUUGACGCGAAUCAGAAGAUUGAAGAGUACGAGCGGUCGCUGGGCGAAUGCCGGCUGCUAAUCUCCCAGCACGAGGCGCGCUGCGCUUCGUUGGCGGAGUCGAUGCGCGAGGCGGAGAACAAGAAGCGACAACUCGAAGAGGCGGCCGACGCCUUGCGCGAGGAGUGUGCGCGUUUACAGGCAGCAGAGCGCGUUCAGCUGGCAGCGGCUGAGCAGCGUGCGGACACGCAGGUGCGAGCAGCGCUUGAAGCGCAGCUGGAACAACUACGCGCUUCGCACGCUACGCAACUCGCUGCGCUGCGCGAUGAGCUCGCGGCCAUGCAGAGACAGCACCAGGAGCUUAAGGACACAUACCAAGAGCUGACGUUGGCACGGCAGCAGUUGCAGGACGACUACGAGAAGCUCAAGCGCGAGGAGGCCGACAAGUCCGCCAAACUCAAGGAGCUCAUCCAAAGUGUGGAGAGACGCGAACAAGCCCGCGCCGACCUCAAAGGUUUGGAAGAUACUGUGGCUAAGGAGUUGCAGACAUUGCACAAUUUGCGGAAAUUGUUCGUACAAGAUCUGCAGGCGAGGAUAAAGAAAUCAACGAAUUCAGAGGAGGGUGCCGAAGAGGAGGGCGGUUCUCUCGCCCAGAAGCAAAAGAUCUCGUUCCUGGAGAACAAUCUAGAACAAUUAACAAAGGUGCACAAGCAGUUGGUGCGCGACAAUGCGGACCUGCGCUGCGAACUGCCCAAACUAGAGAAGAGACUGCGUGCGACCAUGGAGCGAGUCAAGGCUCUGGAAACUGCACUCAAGGAGGCUAAGGAGGGGGCGAUGCGCGACCGUAAGAGGUACCAGUUCGAGGUUGACAGAAUCAAGGAGGCCGUACGAGCGAAGAAUCUGGCCCGAAGAGGCGUGCAGGCACAAAUUGCGAAACCGAUCCGCGCUGGCGGCGGUCACUUGGUGGGCUCUGGCGCAGCUGGAGUGGUGCGACCUGCGCCUGCGCAAGAUAUCAAGCGAAAAUCUAUUAUUGUCGGCGCACGCGAUGAGAGUUGAAGAGAUAGCCGUUACGUCAUAGAGAAUCUAAAUGAAACUUCAUAAUUGUACCUAGAAUAAGGCGGCAAAAAUCAUUCUCGAAAAAUAUAUCCAUAAUAUAAUUCUACUUAUAUGAAAAGCCUAAUAUAAGCUACAACAAAAUAAUAAAAAGUAUCGUAGUUCUCUAGGCUUAACGUUUCGAGCUGUCUAAUCUUAACGUCGAUAAGUGCACAUGUAUUUAAAAAGAUUAUAGCUUCUAGCAAUCGUCAGUCUGUGUCUAUACUGAUUCGCUAUUUUUAAUAAAAGAAAAAGAUUGAAAAAAAUUACCUUUAUUAAUAUAAAGUAUAGGCACAGUUUUAAAAUUACAGUUUAGGCAUUAGAUUCAUUCAUGAAAGUAUUAUUUUGUCUACUCGUCGAUCGGAAGUUGAAUCUUUUAUGUCGCUUACCAUAUUAGAUCAGUACUGAAAAAUACAAGAUGGCACACCUCGCAAGCGAUGGUUUCGAGUAAACUAAUUUCAUGGGAAAACGGCCAUAAUGCUUCUUGUUUUAAAGUUAGAUUUCGCCAAUAAUUUUGAAUCAUCGCCUCGAGCUGGAAUAUAUGAUACACAAAACUUGUAUUUCACAAGGUAUCCAAUGUAGAUCUUUAGACGAACUUGACGUUUUAGUGUUUUGAUACUUGAAAACUAAUCGAGGCCUGCGCGGUUUGCGAUCUCUAAGAGUAAAUAUAAAAUGAAAUAUUUUUAUGAAAUGACAAGUAUUAAAUUUAGUUUAAAAUGGAAGUGCUUUCUUGCAUUUUGUGUUGGACAUAAUAUUCUGAUAAGUGUCUAUCGGGAAGAAAUGGCAUGCCGUUCGAAGUGGGAGAUACAUCGUCAGUACAAAAAAAAAAACACCGAGCCAGUUACCAAUAUAAAAAUGGCAGAGCCGCCAUUUCUUCUCUGUUAGAUGCCCAGAACUUUACUAGAUGCUGUACUGUACAUCAGUAUGUUAAUAAUACGCUGUGAGUUAUUUGCAAUCUUGCAUAUGCUGCCGCACAAAUUAAGAAAAAAAGAAAAUAAAAAAAAAUUAAAUAAAAAAAUAUCACGUUAACCUCAUGGUUGUUGCAUUGCAAGUGUGGUGGCAAAUGCAUACCGGAGUGCAUCUUCAAUGUGUAGUUAUAUAAGCUUCUUUUAAUAUAUAUUUUUAUAUAUUGUGAUAAGAGUUGUUAUGCCGACAUGCGAGCAUUUAAUAAGUUAACGAAACAAUAACUUUGAUGUGAAGUAAGGUGUCAUGUAUGUUUAGGUCUUCUGUAACUACGGUCCCGACAGAGUUGGUCUUGCGUGCGUGCGUGCCUUGGCGACUUGCUGCUAUUAGCAAGUUCUCAGCUUCUAGGCACUGAUUGCGCCAGAUGGAUUCGCGAAAUUUUAGUGGGUGAUUUUUGUAUUCAUGGCAUAAUAUGAAAAUCUCUUUCAACUGAAAAAAAUAUUAUUCUGGUUUAUUACAAUUAUUAAUCCACCAAUGCAAAGACAUACCAAAUGUUUGUUUUGUCGCAGUCUACUCAGCGUUGUUACAUUUAAUCUUACACUUAUACACAACGUCGUUAUUUCAAACUCUCGUUUAUAAUAAUGCUCUAUGUACACCUUAGCUUUUGAGCUGUGAUGUUUUAGUGACAGAAUUGCGCUUGCACGAUGGUAAUUGUAGUCAUGUAUUUAUUAAAUAAAGCUUUAUGUGAAGCUUUCUUUCUAGCAGUACACGUCCAUUGCAUACGCACUGUUAUAUUUUGCCGAAUAUCGACAGAUCCCUUGUGCUUAUGAUUUUUUUUAUAUUAUAAUAAGUCUGAUCCGAAUGCGCCUUCUAUUUGGUUAAAGUUCUCUAUUUGCUUUUACGAUGCAUUAGCUUUUUAGUAGAUCUGUAACUUAUGUUAGUACUUAUGGAAUAAUCACGUUUGACCGCAGUCCGGUACGGGCACGUACGUGCUCUGAGGAGUUAUGGAACUCGCGACCGCGUGCUUCAGGAAACCAAAGAUAAAUCACAACUGUUACGUUGAUUGAUCGAGAGAUUAAUUAAUUAUUACCAACUGAAAUUUUUAUUAUAAGCCCCGAUUUACUUGACGGUUCCAGAGCUCCUUGAUGUGUUGCAAUACAUUUUUAUCAUUUAGGUGUAAAGUGUAGUAAAUUAUUUCAUACUUAAGUUAGAUACUCGAUUUUAAUAUUUUUUAUUUAUUUGUACUACAUUAAACCUAAAUUAUCAACUUUUGUUUUUCACUUUUGAAGUGUUAAUACGCUUUUUACAUACCUCUAUUUACAUUUUAUAUCAUGAUCAAAUGCAUAUUUUUUCAUUCGAAAUUGGGAGUCGCCUACAAAGAUGCAUUCCACGUGGAAGGAAGUUAUGUAUCUUUGUUUAUCUAUAAGUUACUUUCUCGUUAUGUAGAUAAAAUGAGGCUAUCCUCGGUUUCACUCGCCUGUUGCAUAGAUAGCUCAAAGUGGAGGUGGGGACGCUCUAGGGCGAAACCAGACCGACAGGCUUGCCUUUGCACCAAGUGAUUUAGUUUGUAUUGACAUCUUUUGUAUGAUGUAUUUAAUAUAUGGAAAAUUCUCAGAACGAGUGUUUUCUUGAUUUUUAUUUAUUAUAAAAAUAAAAUUAUGAAUUUAAUUUGC